Styela clava is the source of this 570-nucleotide messenger RNA. Lineage: Eukaryota; Metazoa; Chordata; Ascidiacea; Stolidobranchia; Styelidae. The record is from RefSeq and is a predicted model, not a curated record.
AUGAUUGUAUCCUUGUUUGAGCUGACAGUUCCACAAAUUUACUACGACCAAUGGCCUGAAGAAGUAAAUCCAGCAAAUUCUAGCACUAUUCUUGAAAUAAUUGCGAGCAUUGAAAGGCACAACCGAACAUUGGCAAGUUCUGAGAACAAGACAACGCUUGUACAUUGCAGUGAUGGAUCUGGACAAACUGGGACAUUUUGUGCCAUUUCAAAUCUAAUCGAGAGGCUGAAAAAUGAAAAUCGUGUUGAUGUCUUAAGAACAGUGAAACAUUUGAGGGAUCAAAGACCGAUGAUGGUCCGAAAUAAGGGUCAAUAGGAAUUUUGCUAUCAGGCUGUCAGCGACUUUCUUCAAUCAUUUCAUCUUUGUGAAAACUUUCAAGAGAGAGAAGGAAGCGACAAUAUGGACCAAUAAAAUACAAUUCAUUGUUUCAUAUCAACUCAUACAAGUAUCAAGACUUAUGUCUGCUAGCAAAUACAACGUAUUCAGUUGAUAAAUCACAUAGUUGAUAAAAGAUUUACAAAGUUUUAUUCCGAUCAUGAAUACUAAAUUAUAUAAUCAAACAUUUACAAU